This is a messenger RNA of Suillus plorans, 1140 nucleotides long. RefSeq lists its product as uncharacterized. The transcript has 4 exons. Lineage: Eukaryota; Fungi; Basidiomycota; Agaricomycetes; Boletales; Suillaceae. The record is from RefSeq and is a predicted model, not a curated record. The coding region runs from base 1 to 1140 and encodes 379 amino acids.
AUGGCUCAACCAGAAGCUCACCACAAUACUAUGAAGUCCCAGCCUGCGCACUGGAUAAAUGAGGAGAUCACCGUCCUUGUCAAUCAUAUGCAUGACCAUCGCACAGACAGUGAAGGCUCCGGUAACUUCAAGCCACAGGUCUACACUUCCGCUGUAACGGCCAUCAAUGAUGAUCCUCACCUUCAACCAAUAUGGAUCGGUCCAGCAAAGACCAUCAAGAUGCUCAAGACUAUACACUAUGCUAUCGAUAAGUACCGCAACCAGACUGGUACACAUUGGGACAACAUCAAUGGAGCUGGGAUUCAUGGCUCCGCAGCGGCUGCCGUAUGGGAUGCAUAUGUUGCAAACAAGCUAAUAUACAAUAGCAUAAUCAUCCUAUGCGUCCAUUCCGCAACACUGGGUGGUGCUCAAGGGUGCCAUGCCUUCCACCCAAGUGUCAUGGGUCCUCCUCCAUCAAUCCCCAACAAUGAUGAGGUUAAGGCUGGCCCUUAUCGGGCUCCAGCCAAUCGCACUGGCCCUACCUCUACUGCCAGUCUUUUCUCUACCACUGGCCCUUCCUCUACCACUGGUGUUCCCUCUGUUGCUACCAGCUCUACCAGUGCCAAGCACCCUUAUGAGGGCACCACCAUCGAUUCUCUUGAGACCAGGUCCCUCACAUCAACUCAUGAAUCAGCGCAAUCUGUCUCCACCACCCUGGUGUCUGCCCCCCCCUUAAAGAUAGCACGUUCACAGGGCGGCACUUAUAUCUCUAAGAAGACGAGCAACACAGCGAAGAUGAGCAGUGCCACACAGGCAGCCAAGAUCAUACCUGCUGCUGCUGUGUUGGGAAUGCAGGGUACUAUCAACCAUCUGACAGAUGUCUUCGAAAGAUUCGUUCAGGGCCUCAAUGAGAAGGGGGGCAUGCAGCUUCUGCCUCCACCUCCGCCUGGGCCUGGGAACAGCCAGGACUUGGUGGUGUGCGCCGUACACCUAUUACAAAUAGAGGAUGCUGACAUGCCUCCUGAGCAGCACGCUGUACUGAUAAUGGUCCUCGGUGAGAAGAACAAUGAGCGCUUCUUGGAGUUCUAUGUCUCCCUCACAGACAAAGCAACCAGGUGUCCAUCCAUAGAGAAGCUGAUCACAGAUGCAAUGGCAUCUUGA